AUGGCGGAUAUCAAAGCAGUAGUUGGUCUCUCAUGGGAACCAAAGAUUCCGAAUUUUUCAUCGGCAAGCAAAACUGGAUUUACAGUUGAUGCAAAACCUCAAGAAACCAGUCACCUUUGGAAACCCGCCACACAGCUUGUGGAUGGCCUCUUUGUGCCACCAAAUAACCCCAAAACGCUGAGCAAGUUGCAGAGGAAGCAACUCAAAGACACGACUGGCUCGAAUUGGUUUGACAUGCCUGCACCAACCAUGACCCCAGAGUUGCAGAAAGAUCUCCAAUUACUCAAGUUAAGGAGUGUCAUGGAUCCAAAGAGACACUACAAGAAGGGUGAUUUGCAAACUUCCAAGUAUUUCCAGGUGGGAACAGUGGUAGAGUCCUCAUCAGAAUUCUUCUCAGGUAGACUAACAAAGAAGGAAAGGAAGGCAACCGUUGCAGAGGAGUUGCUUUCUGAUCUUGCCCUUGCGACCUACAGGAAGCGGAAGGUUUGUGAGAUUGAAGAGAUGAAUCGACCGGCUGAUAAUGAAAAAUGGAAGAAUAAAGGGAAGACGUCCUAUAAGCGUGCAAAGCAAAGAAGGCACUAAUGUAUCUCAAUUUUACCAGAUUUUGAAAAUUUAUUGACACAUUGUUAAUGUUAAAUUGUAGCAAUGUGGAACCUGUAGUUCAAACCUUGUAUGGGAAGCUUUUAAGUUAUAAUGAUCAUAUGUGUGGUUCAUUUGCCAUUUUCAACCUUUUACACCACGACUUGGUUCUAUGGA
Molecule: messenger RNA, 756 nt
Organism: Rosa rugosa (rugosa rose)
Lineage: Eukaryota; Viridiplantae; Streptophyta; Magnoliopsida; Rosales; Rosaceae
Product: rRNA-processing protein fcf2-like
Exons: 5
Coding region: 1-582 (193 amino acids)
Biological process (GO): RNA processing
Cellular component (GO): nucleolus
Molecular function (GO): RNA binding
Source: RefSeq, a predicted model, not a curated record